This is a messenger RNA of Closterium sp. Naga37s-1, 3942 nucleotides long. The record is from the annotation of a GenBank genome assembly. Lineage: Eukaryota; Viridiplantae; Streptophyta; Zygnematophyceae; Desmidiales; Closteriaceae.
AUGGCCGAAUGGGUCUGCCGGCGCGGCUGGCCGGCAUUAGGUUUAGCAGCAUUGCUCUGUCUCGGCGCUCUGACGAGAUGCUCGGUCGCUGCAGACGAUGAUGAGGAGGAAACCAUUUCCGGGAAAACGGGAAACUAUCUGUCAGACGCUGCCAAGUGGACAUGGCCAGUGGUCAACGAGCCGGGAACGGAAGCGUCAGUGUACAAGGUCCUCUCCUCCUGGUGUGGCAACGCGUACGAGGAGAUGGUGAAGGAUGCGGAGCGCAAGGCGAGGGACCACGAGCGGCUGAAGCUGGAGCGGGACCAGCGGUUCCAGGAGUGGAUGCAGUGCCGCCAGGAGAAGUUCAUCAAAGAGAAGGAGCUAGAGGCGGAGUGUGAGAAGGUGCGCAAGCUGCAGGGGUCGGAGUUUGACAGAGAGAGGCUGGUGAUGCGCGCCGAGUGCGACAUGGAGCUCACUCUGCUGCGCGCCGAGCUGGACGCCUGUGAGAUCAAGUUGAGCAACAAGGAACGGGCAGUAUGCGAACGAGAAGUGGUCGUAGAGCGGGCCCUCUGCGACCAUGCAAAGAGGGGCCUGGAGGCCAACACCACGGCCUGCCAGCAUCGCACGCAGGUCACCAACCUCACCCGCCUCGCGGAGCUAGAAGACACGGCGGACCGGGCGGCGAAGGACCACGGGGAGUGGGCGGCGGAGAGGGAGCGGCUGCGCAAGGAGCUCAAGGCGUGCCGCCCGGCGCGAGCGCAUGCAGAGGCGCGGCUGAGGGAGGUGCUGGCAGAUGGGACGAUUGAUUCUCUGGAGCACACUGUUGUGUGGCUGCAGGUGCUACUGGGGGUGCAGGCGCUGGUGCUGCUCGUCAUGCUCUCCUUCCUCUUCUUCCUGCUGCUCCACGAGGAGAACCCCACGGGAGGGGGCGCGUACGGCUGGGUGGCGGUGCAGGGAGCGUCCAAGAUGCGCCUGGUGCCAGCAGAGGUGGCGAAAGAAACACUCAUGAAGGCGUUUGAGGGGCGCAGGAGGACUCGUCUGCCCAUCGUGCUCACCACUGCAGCCAACUACGAGCCUGACUCUGGCAGCCCCACAUUGGUCUUCCUUCUGGCGCCUGUCAACGUUGCGAGCUCUCGGCGCUUCUCGCUGUUCAACCACUCUGGCGAUUAUGUGACGCAUGCUGAGAGGGCGCAGGAGAUUGUGGCCAAGGCCCUGCCCAAGUCGCGACUGGUGGUGGUGCUCUAUGAGGGGUGCGGGGGGCUCUUCACAGAGGCCACACUGGAUUCCCUGCGACUCAAACCGGACAAGGUGGCAUACGAGGUGAUUCCCAAGGACAUGGAUUUCCCCAAGAGCCACAACCUGGUGGUGCCGUGGGUGGAUAAGACGGAUGGUGUGAAGACAACUGACAGUGAGAGGGAGAGCGAUCUGUCGUCGGUGAUUCGCGCGCAGCCGUGGGCGCAGUACCUGCUGGGGCGGACGAAAGGGAGAGGGAAUUGUGAUUUGAGUGCAGCCGUGGGCACAGUGCUUGCUGGGGAGGAGCGGGAGGAUGGGGCAGGUGCACAGCUAGCUGCUGUAGAUGGAUGGAGUGCGGGUCUCGCAUACAUCCUCCCCCCUCCCCUUGAGAACCAACCCACACCAGGUACCACCUCCCCCUCUCCCUCCUCCCGUCCUUACCUCCUCCUCGUCGCCCCCGGCGGUUUCAUCCCCGCUCUCUCCUACCUCCCGCUCAUCCGCGCUAUAAGAUCCGCCGUUCCCCUACCCCUGCGCAAGCGCCUGUGGGUGGCCGUACUGAAGGAAAUUACCGUUUUGGACCCGGAGAAAGGGAAGGCGUGGGCGAGGGACGGGUAUGAUGCGGUGGUGAGAGUGGUCAAGGAGAUGGGCGCGGAUGUGACGAAUAAGGGCGGCACAUCACGGGUGUUUGUGGUUGGACACAGCAUCGGAGCCUUUCUCAUGACAGCAGUGGUGCGAGAGAAAUGUCUGGGACUCAUCAGCAUUGGAGCCUCACACAACACCCUCGAGACCUCUUUCCUGCAAUUCCCACGGCCCACGCUCACCAUCCUCGGAGACAGGGACGGCCAGGCUCCCCCCAUUGCCAUGGCACUAGCAGUCAAGGAGCUAGACCCUGGAUCCUCAGCAGCAGCGCUGGGUCCACUGCUGUCCAUAGUGCAAAAGCCGUUUGUGAUUAUAAAGGGGAUGAAUCACGCGCAGGGGGGGAACGGGGUGGUGAACCGAGAGAGGGGCGACCUGGAUGCGACUCGGCCAAUCAAGGAGGUGCGGGAGGAGAUUGGGCGGCUGGUUUCAACGUUUAUGCUGCUGCAUCUGCACUCGGACAAUGGCUGGGCUUCGUUGCUACUGGCCGGCAGGGAGGGGGUGAGUGGAGGGGAGGGAGGGGAGGGAGGCGAGGAGGAGCAUGUGGAUGAGGCACAGGAGAGAGCAAUGAAGGUGCUGCAAGGGGCAGUGGAGUGGUCGUUGGAGUAUCUGCGACCAGUGUGGAAGGCCCUGGACAUGGAGAGAGAGGAGCCUCACCACGUGCUGGACGCCAUUCUCUCCCACGCAGGCCUCUCCGCCUCGCUCCCCUCACACACCAUCUUCCACGCCUUCCUGCCCGACUUCCUGCGCUCCAAGCCAGCCCUCCUGCUCGCCUCACAGGGAAGCCCGUUCCAAAGCAACUCCUCUCGGGGGGGCUCCUCUCAGGACGCCUCCUCUCCUCCUCCUACCGUGCUGCAGUCUGCAUGGCUGCAGUCGCAGGGUAAGUUCUGGCCGUGCCAGCCGCACACCCUGUGGGUCAAGUGCAAGAGCGCUGCUGCUAUCAGGGAGGCUCUCGGCUUGGAGCUUGCUGGGGUAGAGGGAGACGCAGCAGUGACACCUGUAGGAGCAGCAGGAAAAGAAAAGCCCUCUCUUGAAGCCGCGUUUUCGGCAUGGGCGGCAGCGGCGCCAAUGGAAGUGCGCCACGUGGCGGCGUCGAUCAACGAGGCAGCGAUGCAGCGGGCUCUGGAGAUGGUGCACCCGCAUGCGAGGGAGAGGUACGAGAUUGACGGGAAGAAGGUGGUAUUUGGGGAGGAUAAGAUCGUGCCGAUUGAUGAGUGGAUCAAAUCUGAUGUAGAGUGGUUAUUGAAGGAGGGGAUGAAGGAGGGAGACACCGGUAAGGAUGGUGAUAAGGAGGGAGGAGGGAUUGGAGAGAGAGGGGUUGUGGUGGUGAGGUCGCCUGUUUUGAUUACUGCGGAUGAGAUUCUUCCUGCGGAGUUGAAGGGAAGGUUUGGGGGAAUGCACUAUGUGAAGGUGAUUACUGUAGCUCGUGCCAUGCAAUGGAUUAUGCUUGAUGCUUUAAGCUACCCCGCGUGUGCGCGCUGCACGCGCUCGCUGUCGGAGUACACGGUGAAGGGCCAGCAGGUCGCCACGUGGCGCCCGUGGACGUGCAGCGAGUGCCAGCUGGCAGACUGCUCCGCAAAGCCCCUUGAGACGAUCGAGCGACAGACACAUCUGUUCAAGCUCAAGCUGCUGCUGGUGGUACCAGGAGAAUCCCACCCGGUGUCCGGUGUGACGUUUGACAAGGCGGCUCAGCCGCUCAUAGGCUGCACCGGAUCCCAGUGGACCGCCUUCGUCCGGAGAUACCCCUACGCAGCAUGUGUGUUGUCGGAGCUGCUGUGUGGCAUGGUGUGCCGCGUGCAGAUGAAGGACGCCGUGCGAGGCACAGGCCACGAGACCAGGCUCACUCGCAUCGUCCCACUCCCGCUCUCACACUCACCGCACUCUCCCGCUCUCCCACCACACUCGCUCGCACUCACUCCUGGAGCGUCAAGAAACCCAUCUCUGUUUGCACAGCUGCAGAUGCUGUUUGGGGAGGCAGAGCAGGGUGGAGAGGGGCAGGGUGGAGAGGGGCAGGGUGGAGAGGGGCAGGGUGGAGAGGGGCAGGGUGUAGGGGGACAGGGUAGAGGGUGGCAGGGUGUAAGGAGUGACUCUUGA